Trichoplusia ni (cabbage looper) is the source of this 4752-nucleotide messenger RNA. It is a transcript of the gene Tmem131, whose product is annotated as transmembrane protein 131. The transcript has 17 exons. The annotation marks the transcript as partial. The record is from RefSeq and is a predicted model, not a curated record. Gene Ontology annotation, cellular component: membrane. Lineage: Eukaryota; Metazoa; Arthropoda; Insecta; Lepidoptera; Noctuidae.
UAUCCGAACGUUCUGUCUUUCAGUUUUUUCUUUAUGGUCUAUAAUUGCGUGCUUUUUUGUUGAAAUUCUAUUUUAUCUGUUGUCAUUCAAUAUUUCGUGAAUGCACGUCUCGUGAGUUGACUGAUACGAUAAAAAUAUCGAAUUGUGUUUAAGAAAUGUGAAUAAACAGUGCUUGUUGCAAUAAACAGUUGCAUGAAAAUGUAUCGUAAAGUAGUGUGGUGUUACGUAUUUGUAUUGACGUUGUUAGAUAUAUCUCUGAACACCAAGCUGUCAGCCCAGGGAAAGAGCCAUGGUGUUACAGUACACGAUUCUCUUAUAGAGGGAAUCACAUUUCAGGAAUGGGGCAAGCAGUCGGGCGGGGGGGCGCGCGGAGGGCGCGCGGUGGCAGCGGGCGCGCUGCAGCUGUGGCCGCCCGCGCUGGAGUUCGGGCGCGCCGCGCUGGCCGCCGCGCACGCGCUCACCGUCACGCUCACCAACACCGCCAACACCACCAUGCACCUCGCCUCCGUCGCCGGCACCACGCCCGACUUCCACGCAUCCUUCUUCGAGUCUAAGACGCUGCCGCCGCAAGCCAACACGACGUUCAGCGUGGUGUACCUCGGGCGGCGCGAGGGCCCGGUGUCCGCGCACCUCUACAUUCACACGUCGCUCGGCGUGCACAAGUAUCCCGUGUCGGCGGAGGGCGUGGCCAGCGAGUACGGCGUGUGGCCGCUAGUGGGCGUGCGCGUGCCGCUCAACGCGUCCGUGGAACCGCUGCUCACGCUGCACAACCCCACCGACCACCCCAUACAAGUGAGCGAGGUGUACUCGUCGGGCGCGUGGCUGGGGCUGGCGCUGCCGGGCGGCGAGGAGUCCGCGCCGCGCGCCGCCUGGGCCGUGCCCGCGCGGGGCUCGCGCGCGCUCGUGCGUCUGCGCCUGGCGCCGCCGCCGCCGCACGCCGCGCACCCGCACCCGCUCACCGCCUACAUCAGAAUAAAGGCGAACAUUACCGGCGGCGGGCUGGUGGUGUGCGUGGAGGCGCGCAGCGUGGCCGCCGGCGAGUACGUGAGCCCGCUGCAGCUGCGCCUGCGCACUCGCGGCUCGCGAGAUCCGCCUGACACGUUCGACAUCUCGGCGGGCAAUAGCGCCGGCGUCGACGUGGCGCUGGAGGCGGGCGUGUGGGCGGCGCGCUGCGCGGCCACGCCCCCCUCACCGCCGCCGCCCCCUGACCCCGCGCCACCCACCGCCAACGGACAGAGCGACAAGGGCACCGCCAACGGAAAUGGUAUUAAAUCGGAUGGCGUGUAUGUGUCACUUCUGGAGCCGCACCUAGUGCCGCACCAGGACCUCAUGCACACCGCACAAGUCACGCUUGACUAUGCCAAGAUGUGGGCGGGUCACGUGGGCGGCACCGAGGACGAGGGCGCAGAGAAGGCGGGCGCGGAGGGCGCGUGGUGCGCCGGCUGGCUGCGCCUGGGCCGCGCCGCGCUGCCCUACAGCCUGCGCCUGCUGCCCGGCACGCUGCGACUGGCGCCGCCCGACCUGCAUUUCAUAACUUCAAACCGAGAGGACUCGCUGCGGGUGCGCGAGGUGCGCGUGCACAACGAGUUCCCGGUCGCCGUGCACAUCGCACACAUCGACUUCGGACCCGAUGUUGAAACAUAUUUCGAGGUGGAGAGUCUGGCGCCGCUAGUGGUGGCGGGCGGCGGCUCGGCGGGCGUGGCUCGCGUGAGGCUGCGGCCCGGCGCCCCGCGCGGCCCGCACCGCUCCGAGCUCACGCUGCGCACCAACCUCACCGACUACACGCUGCCGCUGCUCGUGUACUCCGGCGAGCUGCGCAUCGAGUGGGAGUGGCCGCACUCGGCGGACGGCGCGCUGCGGCUGGGCGCGCUGGGCACGUCCAGCACGCGGCGCGUGGGCGCGCUGCUGCACAACGACGCGCCCGCCGCGCUCUGCGUGCGCGAGCUCAGCACCGACCUGGCCGGCGCCACGCUGGCGCUGCAGGCCUGCGCGCACCUGCGCGACGUCGCGCCCGACCACUCCUGCGUGAGUAGCCUGCCCCGGAGCCCCGCUCCGUAUGCAGCAGCACUUGUAGUGUACGUGUCGUGCGCAGCGCUGCAUCGCGGCGGGCGGCUCGGGUACGCGUGGGCGUCGGUGCCGCUGGUGCUGGAGAGUAGCAUGACGCUGCCGAUGCGUGUGGUCAGUGUCACGUUGCCCGCCUCCGACCCUGCUGUUAUGUUUGAGGCGGUACCGGAAGGGCAGGCGCGCGAGGUGACGCCCGGCCGCCACGUGGUGGGCAGCGUCAUGUACGCGCCCGAGCGGCGCUGCCAGCCGCGCUGCUACACCGGCCUGGACGUGGCCGCGCCCGGUCAGUGCGAGCGGGCCCAGGGAGGGGGGCGGGGGCGGGCUGCGCGGGCGAGUGUGACCGCGGCGUGUCGUGUUGCAGAGGGCGCGGCGUGGCUGCGGCGCGGCGCGGGCGAGGCGGCGCUGCGCGCGGACGCGGCGCUGCAGCGGGCGCGCCACGCGCAGUGGGCGGCGCGGGCCGGCGCGCACAACUUCACGCUGCACGUGCACACCACGGGCGUGCUGCAGCUGGGCGUGCGCGGCGCCGCGGCCGCCUGGUGGCCGCGCCUGGCGCCCGCGCGCGCCGACGCGGGGCUGGCCGGCGUGGGCGCGCCCGCCGCGCUGCGCCUGCGCGUGCGCAACCCGUCGCGCAGCCACGCGCUGCUGCUGCAGGCGGCGCUGGCGGCCGGGCCGCUGGCGCUGGCGGGCGAGGCGGCGGGCUGCGGGCCCGAGCCCUGCCGCUGGGCGCGCGCCGCCUUCGCGCUGGCGGGCUGGCGCGCGGAGCGGGGGCAGCCGCGCGACUGGCCGGCGCCGCGCCCGCCGCACAAGCACGCGCUGCCCAUGCUGCUGCUGCCGCCCGACUCCGAGAUCGAGAUCAAACUUAAUUUCACGCCUCACGAGGCCGCCACGCUCUCCGCUUACUUGUAUCUGCGAAACAACUUGACCAUCAUGGAAGGCGUGCUGUUAACCGGCCGCGGCGCAUACCCCAGCUUCGAGCUGGGAGGCCGACGCCCCGGUUCCAAUGCACCGCUACUGUUUGAGGUGAGCGAGUGCGGCGCGGCGGGCGCGGGCGGGACCGUGCGGCGCACGCUGGUGGCGCGCAACACCGGCAGCGUCGGCGUGCGCCUGCGGGACUGGCGCCUGGCCGGACAGCCCUGCCAGGCGCGCGGCUUCCGCCUCACGCCCUGCGCGCCGCUGCAGCUGCAGCCCAACGAGUCGCGCGCGCUCACGCUGGCCUUCACGCCCGACUACACGCUGGCGCGCGUGGCCUGCCCGCUCACCGCGCGCACCGACACCGGGCGCGCCGCCUUCGCGCUGCACGCCGCCGCGCCCGCGCGCCUGCUGCCGCGCUGCCUGGCCGCCGCGCCGCGCCCGCCCUGGGAGCCCGCCGCGCGCGCCGCCGCCGCGCUGCUGGCGCUGGCCGCGCUGGCGCUCGUGCUGGCCGCCGCCGCGCUGGACGCCGAGCGGGAGCUGCGCCGCGCCCGCGCCGCGCGCCCCGCGCCCCCGCCCGCCGCGCGCCAGCCGCUCGACCUGCGCGCGCUGGCGCAGCCCGCGCCCGCGCCCCCCGCCCCCGCCGCGCCCGCGCGCCGCCCUGCUCCGCGCCGCCGCCGCCCUCCGCGCCGCGAUGCGCCCCCGCUGGACCCGCUAGCCGAGCGCCGCGCCUUCGAGCGCUGGCGGGCCGAAGUCCUCAGGCAAGCCGACGAAGAUGACUCUCGCUCCAGUGAAGACGCCGAACGCGACGAACACACGACGAGGCGAGCGCCCUCUCCUACCGAUGUAUCCGAUGAAAUACCAUUACUCGAUGCGGAGGUUCAAGAAUCACACGAAGAACCACCCGCCGUGGUCACGGACGGCUACGAAGCCGACCCCGAAACAGAAGACCGACCGCCGGGCAGCGGCGAUGAAGAUGCCGCAUCUACGGGCUCGGGCUCGGGCUCGGCGUCCUCCUCGUCGCCCACCGUGGACGAUCGCGACGAAGCGGACGAACCGGAAGAGGAGCCGUCGCGCGAGAGCCCCGCUCCUGUCGCCGGAGACUCGCCGCCGCCGCCGGGCGCGGGGCUGGCCUCGCCGGGGCGCGCGGUGCGGGCGCGGGCCGUGCGCGGCCGGCGCGAGGCCGCCAGCCCGGCGCGGCGCGGGGAGCGCGCGGAGCCAAGGGAGGCGCGCGCGCGGGCCGCGCCCGGCCGGGCCCCGCGCCGCGACAAGGCGGGCAAGCGGCGGGAGCGCGCCCCGCUGUCGCCGCCGCGGCCCGAGCCGGUGCGGGCCCCAGCGGCCCUGCGCUGGGGCGCGUCGUGGUCGUCGGUGGUGGCGCGGGGCCCGGCGGGGGGCCCCGGGGGCGCAGCGCUGGCCCCCAUCGGUUCGGACGUGCGCCGCCGCGCCGAGCCCGCUCCUGCUCCUCCCGCCGACCACUCUUUGUUCUACUUCAACGGCGACUCGUCGCUCGGGCAUCGCGACGCUGACUUCUCGUGGCGCCCACCUCCACCAGUCGAGCGCGCCGCUUUCACUCCCGCCCGUGACUUCCUCGGCGACGAGCCGGUAAACAACGUGAGCAACGUGGGCAGCGUGGGCAGCGUGGGCGGGCCGGGCGCCGUGGGCAGCGGCGCCUUCCGCUCCGUGAGCUCGGUGUGGGGCGGCGCGCUGGAGCCGCGGCCCGCGGCGGCCGCCUGGCUGUGGGGCGGGUACGCCGAGCCGGCGGGCGCGGGGGGCGUGGGC